CGGGGCCGGGAGCAGCUUUGUUGUCGCUAUAGCUGCCGCUCUACGGCACCGCAGACUUGCGUGCGCCUGCAUUUGCAAGCUGACUUACCAUUCUCUGGCUGCGAGAGAGCUCAGGCGUCCUCGUGCCGCACAGCCUCCGAGAGCGCUCUCAGAGAUUUAAGCUGCCAACAAACGCGAGCGCCAUGGCCACCUUCACGGAAGAGGUCCGCCCCCUCCUCACGCCAGCCGAAGCCACUCAAUUAAUGAAGGACCACUACGCCAAAGUCGGCGCCGUCCGCCGCUGCCUACCGUUACCGUCUUAUGACGACCAAAACUGGAAAGUGAUAGUCCAAUGCUCACAAGAAGCGAUAGAUAAAACAUACGUCCUCAAAAUCGCUGCCAGUGGCGCCGCUUGUAGGGGCCAUGCGGGCGACGACGCGACGAGGGCGGCCUUGGACUGUGAACACACGAUGAUGCGCGCCGUGCGGACGACGGGCGUCCGGGCGCCGGACGUCCGCGCGUCUGAUCAUGGUGAGGCCGUGGUCCAGUUCACCUGGAAGUCCCUGACGUGUUUCGCGCGCGUCAUUACGUGGGUCGAGGGUAUUCCACUGAGCGAGUGUCGGGGCCAGGCGAAUGGCGCUUUGGACCGGGCCCUGGGCCAGGUCAUGGGCGCAACUGAUGUCGCAUUGGAGCACUUUGAACCGCGUAGUGAUGGAGCCGACUCUUCCGAGAGGAUGCUUGCUUGGGACCUCGCGAACGUUUCAACAGUGUCAAGACCUUAUCUCAACGAAUUGUUCGACGACGAGGUCAAGGAGAGAGUCACGAAAGCUUUGGAUGCGUUCGACGCCUUCCUCGCGUCGCCGCCGUACGCGUUGUUGCCUCGCCAAUUAAUUCAUGGGGACGCGAACGACGAGAACAUCCUGGUCCGCGACGCAGCGUGAUUUCCGAACGUUUCCGAACUUCAAGUUGCGUCGACGGCGUCGCCGCGGUGCCUCGCUGCGUCGACGCCGUCUUCAUGACCACAUGAGAGUCCACGCGUCUCGCGAGAGAGCAGCGGCAGUUUCGCGACGGUAUCAAUCAACACAGGUCGACGAAGCUGGUGUCAGGCCGGGUCUCGUGGACUUCGGGGACUUCGUGCGGAGCUGUCGCGUGUUUGAUCUGGCCAUUUUGCUGGCUUACGCGCUCUUCGACGGGAAAGGGUCAAGCAUGACUUCACUGUUGGCCGAUUCGGUGCUGGACCCGGCCGAGACCAUGUUGAUUCUACAGCGAGCUUGUGCGAUUACGGCAGCAUAUCAUAGUGUUUGUCCCCUGCAACGUUGUGAGAUCGACGCGUUGUAUGUCCUAAUUCGCGCGCGGAACUGCCAAACUAUAUUGAAUGCGGCGCACCAUUUUAGGCUGGAUCCGGACCCGUACAAGUUGGUGAGUGCCGAGCCCGCCAAACGGCUGCUGCGGCAACUCGGACAGUGGGACGCGGCGACGUUUUCUGAUGCGCUGCGCGCCGCGUGUCAGGUGAAGUAGUGAGAGUCGAUGGCGUCGCGGUGCUGCGGGCGCGAACGUACUCAGUAAUUUAUUGUGUAGUAGAA
Pelagomonas calceolata is the source of this 1562-nucleotide messenger RNA. NCBI's taxonomy places the organism in Eukaryota, Pelagophyceae, Pelagomonadales, Pelagomonadaceae. The record is from the annotation of a GenBank genome assembly.